Molecule: messenger RNA, 6891 nt
Organism: Metopolophium dirhodum (rose-grain aphid)
Lineage: Eukaryota; Metazoa; Arthropoda; Insecta; Hemiptera; Aphididae
Product: acylcarnitine hydrolase
Exons: 3
Coding region: 147-2207 (686 amino acids)
Biological process (GO): chemical synaptic transmission; postsynaptic membrane assembly; synaptic vesicle endocytosis
Cellular component (GO): cell surface; synapse; postsynaptic membrane
Molecular function (GO): signaling receptor activity; neurexin family protein binding
Source: RefSeq, a predicted model, not a curated record
ACAGUCGUCACGCACAGUUCACGGCGGUCCGCGCACUACCAUCGGCUGCUAUACGAUAAUUCAUAUAUUUAACAUAAUACAUACGACUGAAACUGCGGUAUAUAUAUUUAUAUUCUGGUAAAGAAUACUACACCAGCAGCUAUACCAUGGUACCGUUGAAUCAGACACGGUCGUCCGCCGUGGGACGUCGAAACCGGAUCCGAGGGCCAUCGCUGCUGUUGUUGGUCUACGCGUGUGUCUGCAUCUGGGACAGCCAAGUCCAGUCACAGAGAGCCGGCGGCGGAAACCGGGAUGCGCCGGUGGUCAAUAUCCCCAGGCAAGGCGCCGUUUCCGGUGUUGAGGUGCAGCUCAACAAGAUUGGAAAUAGGGCCUGGACGUAUCUGGGCAUACCGUUCGCCAAGCCACCCAUCGGCAACUUGCGGUUUGCACCACCUGAUGUCGAUCCUCCACCCACGUGGAGUGGCGUCCUCGUUGGGUCUGCACACAAGCCAGCCUGCAUCCCGGACCCGCCAGUCCGGUCACAUCCCGUCCAUCGGCUGUUCUCCACCGUCACCCCGGGUCCUGUCAAGAUUUCCGAGGACUGCCUGUACCUGAACGUCUAUAGACCCGAAGGUGCGGUGCCGGAAGAAAAGUUCCCGGUCAUGGUUUGGUUUCAUCCUGGCGAUUUUCAUUGGGGAACACCAAUUUAUUGGGAUGCUUCGGUUUUGGCCGCUAGACACAAAGUGAUCGUGGUGACGACGGCCUAUCGGUUGAAUAUAUUGGGCUUCUACACGGACAACACUGCGGAGGCGUCGGGCAACUGGGGAUUGAUGGACCAAGCAGCCGCGUUGGACUGGGUGCAGCGAAACAUCGAAAGCUUCGGUGGAGCGGCGCAGAACGUGACGGUUUUCGGGCAGGGUUCGGGCGCGGUGAGCGUGGGCUUGCACGUGGUGUCACCCGGGUCCCGGGACAAGUUCCAUCGCGCGAUCAGCAUGAGUGGGAACGCGCUGCUUCGUACGGCAGUUAUGACCGCGGACGGACCGGAAGCGGUACUGGACGCUCUGGCUGACAAGUUCAACUGCUUCCGGAACACGUUGACCGGGUGCUUGCGGAACGUGGACGCCGAGUUACUGGUGAAGGGUGGUGGUUCGCUGACCCGUUGGGGCCCGGUGGUCGACGGCCUUGCGCUAUCCAACGACAGCAGCGGCCUAGAACCGUUUCUACCUGAAAUGCCAGCGGCUCUUAUGGACGACGGCCGGUUUGCCGCUGUUCCACACAUGAUCGGCUACAACCGGAUGGAGGAUGCGUUUGAUGCGUUUGACAAUGGGGACGGUGGCGGCGGUGGCGGCGAGGGCAUAACCAGAGAUCGGUUUGAGGCAUUAGUGCGGGAAGACGUCGCGGCCGACGACGAGGACGAUCGUCGGAUGCGUCAACUUCGGCGGCUCCAGCAACAACAACAACAGCAGCCGGCCGCGACGGUCACCACUGGCGAAGCGGUAACCGGACUCUCGGACGGUGGCAGUGUUGGAGGCGUGGUCGAUGACGAGGGGAACUGUACGCUGGACGCCGACUUUGUGGUGGACACGCUCGUGUUGCGUUACGCCAGGCAGACAGACGACCCAGAAACUCUGCGCCGGAACUACGUGACUAUGGCUGCCAACAAGGCUUACGGGGCUACCGGUUACCGGGUGGCCGGUUAUGUGUCACGCCUGAACGCCACCUACGUGUACCGGUACGAGUACAAGCUGCGUGCGACCAAGGCGCUGCCGGCCGCCGCCGAGUGGAUGGACGCGCCGCACGGCGCCGAGUUACCCGUCGUGUGGGGCAUGCCGUACUGGCCGUCGGCUGCGGCCAUCGACUGGACGGCCGCCGACCGCCGUAUGUCAGAUACCGCGAUGGCAAUGUGGACAAACUUCGCCCGGCACGCCGACCCGGCACACCGGUCAGCCGCGGUCAACGUCCGGUGGGAUGAGUACGAGACGCGCAGCCCCCGCGCCAUGGUGCUGGACAAGGUGCCAAACAUGUCACAACCUGACCAGGAGCCUGAGUUCUGGAACGAGUACUACCCCAAGGUGCUGGCCGUCGCGCUGCAAUGCUGCGCCAACCACACCAUAGAAUCGGCCGCCACCACAGUUGUCGGUGGGCCCGGGCCCGCCGCCCUGAUUGCGUUGUGUCUGGUGGCCCUCUCGUGGUCGUUGGUCGCGGACUCACCGUCGCUGCUGGUGUGAGCAACCACACCGACCACACGAAUGCCAACCUAGCCAACCUAAUGUUAUUAUACCGCAUGGAUUAGGAUUAUUACAGUAUAAUAAUAUGCCUUACUAUUAGGUAUAUUUUCCUUUAAAAUUAUUAUAACAUUAUCAUUCUCAUCAGGUCUGUGGAAUGCGUUUUAAAUGUUUAAACGACGAUAAUGCCGGACGGGCGCAACUGCGUCUUGGGAUAGGGGUGGGGAUUGGGCGUCAAGAAAAUAUCGAUUACUUUCCUUAAAAUACGUGGCUUGUAAAUGACAUUCAAUUCACGUGAAAUAUUACGCACGAAAAAAAUAUUAUCAUAAUUAUGUAGAUAGGUAUAGUAUAAAAUAUCGGAAAACGAUAACUGCUCUACUUCUACUGCACCACCACGCGUGUUGUGAAAGUCAACAAUAAGUGCACCUAACACGAACCACACGCGUAAUUCAGUUAUAUACAUAUAAAUUAAAGCAAAAUAAUAAUAGCCAUCAAAACAAUGAACAAAAGUAUACAAAAUAUAAUAUUAUAGUACUGUUGUUUGACUUUCUAAAACAAAAAAUACCUAUAAUAGAUAAAUUAAUGUAUUCGCGCGUUAUUUGUGUUAGUCAAUUGUAUCUAAAGAUUUACCUUACCUAAUUUUGUUUUGUUAUUUUGUGUUUUUAGAACUUAAUACCGUAUUUUAAAUUGUAAUAGAACAUUUUUUUUUAUCAUUAGAAAUUUGGGAAGUGGGUUGGCUGUACGCCGUCUUGUGUCAUACAACAAUACUUUUUAAAUUUUAUCCCUAUAAUAUAUUUCAAUACAAUCAAACACGCACAUAUGUAUAUUUUAUUUCAGAAGUGUCACUAAAAUGGGAUUUAUUUUUCAAAAACCUUCAAUUUGAAAUGUAUUUAGAAUGGUGACAAUCUCUAUACGUUAUUCUAUUGAUAAUAUUUAAUAUAUAUUAUGUCUGUAAAUUUUAGACAUGUUGUACUUACAAACAUUGUAUUAUUGUAGUAAAAUUGUACUAUUAGAUGGUUUAUGGCAUAAAGUAUUAUUUUGUCUAUAACAUGCAAUUUUAAUAUUCCAUGUUGCCCCUAUUUUUUUUACUGUUGUGGUAUUUAACGAAAAAUUAAACUUUAAACUUUUAAACAAAAACAUGUAUUGAGCCGCUUAUUUCUAUACAAAAAAAAAUGUUAACAUCAUAUUAAAUAUUAUACUGGACGGGUAUGUUUGUUUUCAUAAUAUUGCAUUUUAUGUCUAGAUGAGCAGAACGGUGUACCACAAAUCUCAUGGCGUGUUCAUACACUUCAGUCCUAUAAUAAAUAACAAAUUCUUCCAAUAUUCGAUAUUUGUAUGCAUGGAAAUUGUUAGAAAAAUAUACUGUUUUAGUUUUUGAAAUAAAAAUAAAAAUAGGUAUAGGCUGUUUGAAAAUCAAAAGUUGCAAUAGUGGAUUCACCGACAAAUACGAAAGUGAAAAAAAUAACAAGGCCAAGAUUAUAUAAGACAAUAGUAUUGCAUGUUUCUACCGACAACCUUUAUAAAAAAAAAUCAAUACCUUUCAAAAUUAUGAGCAUUGAUAAUGUUAAAAAAAUCACUCUAUAUACACUUAUAAACUAUAUUUUAUUUUGUAUCAUUGUAUGCUAAGACUGCAUUGGUAUUUAAUUACAGUGUUGUAUUUCAUAUCGUCCAUGUAUUUUAACAAACGCAUUUCCAAUCAUUAAAAGUAAUAUAAAAUAUACUUUUUUGAAAAAAAAAACUCACUUACAAAUAGUUCCAAUAAUUGAAAACAAAUUUUUUUCGAUCGACUGGUUCCGUGUUUCAAUACUAUUGACUAAAAUAUGUUGAUGUACAAAAGUCGGAUUUGACCACAUGGUCCAUAAUAUUUGACGUACCACGUACAGUCAUGUAAAUAUAAUAGGAAAACAUUUUUUAUUUAAUUCCUUUAUCCGGAACAUAGAAUACCUAUGUAUGUAUAUCUAUAUCAAUUACCUAAUAAUUGAUCUCAGAAGUGUAAAUAGUAACGUGUCUCCCAAAAAACUAUUCGUUACAAGCUUUUUUUAAUAGUGUGUUACAAAAAAAAAAGUUACAUAACAAAAAAAACUCUCAGUAAGUAAUAACAAUAACGUCAAUGAUUUGUUCCGAUAUUAAGUUAUAUAAUCUAUUUUCAACUAUUCACGUACUAGUAUGCUUUCUUAUUGAAUACUAUGUACCAUAACAUAAUAUUCCCUAAAUCAUUGCAAUUUAUUUGUUGAAAUGAUCUAUCUUCUCGGCACUAUAUUAUUUUCACUUUUAGAAAUGAUCUAUCUAAUUGUAUAAUAUUCCUAGUAUUAUAUUUAAGUUGUAUAUUGUAUAACCACCACACACAUUUUAUUAUUGUUAGAUAAAUAAGAUAUGUACCCAAUAUACAAAUAAUUAAUAAUUAAUUUUUAAGGUAUUGUUUUAGGUAUAUGUGGAAAUUUAAAAUGAUAAUGUACACUAUAUUUUAUCUGUAAUGUAGCUAAUGUGUUAUUGCUUAUUAUAAAUAGAUGUUUAAAUGUAUAGUUAUUCUGUUACUGAUAAAAUUCAAUUGAGAUACAUUUCGUACAAUUUGAAUCUUAACCCUGUGUCAUAUUAGAUAGGUUAUACGCCUCAGUAAUAAGUUCCAACACUCAUCCGGUCAGUGGCGGAUCUAGAGCUUAAUUUUGGGAGGGGCAUGGGGUGGUAAAAGUACAAAAAGUUCCAAAACUGGCUACAAAAUUGGCUAAACACAGUGUAAGACAAAAGAAAACUAGGGCAAUUGAGGGGGGGGGGGUGGCAUCCUGUGGUACGUUAUAUGGUUACUGACAUACUGUUCAUUGGUAAUAAAUUAAAACUCUAUGUAUGGUUGUAUGUAACAUACGAGUAUAGCUAUAAUUAUAUUAAAGGACCACAUCGUUAUCAUUUUUUUCAUAUUUUUUCAUUAGGAGGUACCUAGGUAACUAGUUAAUUAAAAAUUAUAACGCCAUUUAAAGGGUUACAAUAAUUAUUGCUAGAUACAAAUAAAUAAUAUAGGCUUACACUGUUACUGUUUUUGUGAGGUCCGCUACAAAGCUUGGAAUUUUUUUGAUUCUGUUUUCAGACAAUUCCUAAAAUUACAAAAAAUGUGUUUUUGUUCAGGUUUUAGUUUUAAGGAAUACUGGUACUUAUUUAAAAGCUUGAAAUUGGGUAAGUGUCAAUAAGAAAAGUAAAGAAGUGAUAAAAAGCUAAACACAUAUAGAUAUAGUUAUCAUGGAAGUUACUAUUAUGAUUUAUAUCAAAAUGAAUGAACAAAUCAGUACACUAUGCUAAUUUUAUUUAUACUUAAAUAAUAUUAGAUUUUAAAUUUUAAAAUAACAAAAUUAUCUCAUAAAAUAAUAUAAUUUUUUUCCCCUAAAAUAUUAAUGAUAAUAUGAAUAAAAAAAUAAAACUCAAAUCUAGCGCAUCCUAGUUGGGUCCCAAGUUCUAGGGGCUAUACUAGUUGAGUCUGGGAUUGUUUUAGGUACUACACUAGUUGGGUCCAGAAUUAUUAUAGGUACUACACUAAUUGGGACAGUUGGGUACGGGAUUUUUUCAGGUAUCUACUACACAAGUUGGGUGCCCACUUAUUAUAGGCAUUACUCUAGUUGGGUUCCUAAUAUUUUUUGAUAAGUACUGAACUGUACUUACAUUUUCUCAUUUUAAUAGACUAAAUGUGUUAGGUUAAAUGUAUCUAUUUAGAUGGGGUUGAAAAUGUUUUUUCAAAGUUUCUUUUUUUUUUUUUUACUGUCUUUGCUAGGUAUUAAAAAUAUAAAUUAUUAGUAUUUUACAAAUUGUUAUAUAAUACAAUUAUAAUUACAAUUCCAAAAAUUAUAGUCGUAUAUAUUUUAACUAAAAUAAUCCCAGACCCAACUCGGAUGCAGCCAAAACCUAUAGCACUCGGGCACUGGUAUCUAUAGUCUAUACCAGUAAUUCUCAACCUUUUUUGAUUCAUGUCACCUUUAGCCACUAGAAUCAAACAUCGCGUCACCCUAACUGUGUAAUGUAAAAAAAAAAAAAAAACCUAACAUCAAAAUAAUAAACAAUCUUAGCUGUAUAUAUUAAAAUUAUUCUUUUAUUAAAAAAAAAAAUACAGUAGAGAAAAAAAUUAAAGUUAAAAAAAAAAUAAUGAUUUAUUUAAAUUUAAUGUGAAAUGGUGGUGGUAUAGGUGUAAGAAAUAAUAUGAUUGUUUUCGAAAUUUUAUUAUUAUUAUUAUAAUUUUACUAUUAUCGAAAAAUUUAUUUUUUAAAUUUUUUCUUUUCUUGUUAAAAUUCUGCGUCACCCCUAAGCUAGGUCCACGUCACCCUAAGGUGACAUGUCACCCCGGUUGAGAACUACUGGUAUAAUAUACCGUAAUUUAAGUUUAUCGGUAUAGACUCUAUACCGAUAAACUUAAAUUACGGUUCCUGUCAGGUACUAGUCCCAAAAUGUUCAGAGGGUUUCUUGUUGCAAUGGUUUACUUACUACAUAAAUAAUUAAAAACUACUUUAUAUAUUUGAUGGAUUCAUGACGAUGAUGUUAAUUCAAAGUUGGAAUAAAAUAACCUAUUUGUAAAAAGUAGUCGACAAAAUACCAGUUUAUGUGAAAUUGACAUGAAUAUAUUAUUAUGAUCAUUUUAACAUUAUAUUAAUAUCAUACGUAUAUUCAUAAUUGUAUUAUAUUAUAUUCUACUUAUACAUAGAAUAGGUACACA